Elaeis guineensis (African oil palm) is the source of this 2730-nucleotide messenger RNA. RefSeq lists its product as uncharacterized. Gene Ontology annotation, biological process: tRNA transcription by RNA polymerase III. Lineage: Eukaryota; Viridiplantae; Streptophyta; Magnoliopsida; Arecales; Arecaceae. Gene Ontology annotation, cellular component: RNA polymerase III complex; nucleus. The record is from RefSeq and is a predicted model, not a curated record.
UUCGCUAUGCAUCCCUCUACGGACUUCCGUCUCCCUCUACCUCUCUUCUCUGCCAGGGUUUAAGCCCCAAGGGAGGGCUAGGGCUUCGUGACGAACCCAACCACAUCCACUGCCUCGUCCUCCUCGUCGGCUGCUCGAGAGACAGGACGCGAGCCAUGGAGGACGACGACGACAAGCCCUUCGAUCCCUUCGCCUCCUCCUCCGACGCCGACCUCGACGUGGCCCUCGACAUAGACCUCACCGACUCUUCCCACCGCUCCGGCCAUGCACCGGCGAGGCCCUCCCGCUUCCAGCCCAAGAUCAAGGGUAGGAUAAAGGCCGAUCCCGCCACCGACUCCGGACCCCUCCCUCCUCCUUCUCGUCCUCCAACGGCUCCUAUAAAGAAGCAGGACGACGAUGUCGGCAUGUCCCAAGAAUCGGCAUCGAGCCCCGUUUCUUUUCCCAAUGGCGCAGAGGAGGCGGAGAGCGAACCAAUGGAGGUCGACGAUGGGGAGGACACAGUGGUCCGGGAGAUUGAUGUCUUCUUUACUCCUGCCCCUGUCGAUGAGGACACCUGUGUAAGGGUCUUCCUGCUAAAUCUUUAUGUGAUGCAAUAUCCACUUAGACCUUCUUGGCGGCCGUAUGAAUUGAAUGAAAGAUGUGAAGAGGUCAGAGUGAAGCCUAAGCAAUCGAAAAUUGAAGUUGAUUUGAGUCUGGAUGUUGACAGUGAAAAUUAUGACCGGGAUGUUGAUGAGCCGCUGCGGAUAGAAAAGCAGAUUUUGUCAUCAUCAAAGGCUUCUUUUGCAACUAGCUAUGCUGUCGGGCUUCUGAGAGGCAACCAGUUGCACUUGAAUCCUGUUCAUGCAGUCGUGCAGCUUCGGCCAUCAAUGGAUCACAUAGAUGCUGGGCUUCAGAGAAGGAAACAUAGUGCAAAAGGAGUACAAGAUAGUGCGAAGUCUACUGACGAAAUUUCUGAACCUCCAAAGCCAUCUAUUAGGCAGCAGGGAAAGAAGGUUUCAGAGGAUUCAAAUGAAAACAUCGAUCAUGAGCCAUGGAUUUCGCUGGAAUACCAUCCAAUUGAUGGUCCCUUUGCAGAGAGAUACCACCAGAAAAUGGCGGCAGAAGAAAAGAAUAUUGUACAAUUUACAAUGAAACCGUCUGAUUAUGUCAACACACUGUGCCCUGGAACAUCAGCUGACAAGAAGAGAACUAGAGGGCCCCCAAGAAGGGUCUUGCUCUCAAUGCCAUUGGAAGAACGACUAAAUAAGUGGUUAACUGAGUGUUCUCAAGUGAACCAUUUUGAUGCUCUCAUGUAUCUUGCUCCUACGAACUCAGAAAAAGAUGUUUUGAAGCUGCUUCAGCUACAUGCAUAUUUGGUACAAGGAUUAUGGGUUACCAAGAGCUCUUUGCUUUAUGAAGGUUUUAAUGCUUUAGCUAGAGACCACAUCCUCUUUCUAUUCAGUAAGAACCCUGUGAUUCACUCUGACAAGCUGAAGACGUUAAGAUCUGCUCCUUUGAAGCAUAUACUGAGCACAUUAGCUGUUGAACGGUCUGUCUUUAGUGACUGGAAAUUUAAAGAGCCCACCGAUAUUUCAUUCCUGAAGCGCUAUCCAGAUAUUGUGAAGGAACAAGAAUGUGCUUGGUCAAGUCGCGAGGAGCAAUUCAUGGAUAAUUUACGUCGAUUUGGUAGAAACAUUCAUAUGAUGACCAAAAAUUCAUUGAGUCCCAAUAUUAUGAAAAACACUGGUGCCGCAGGUAGAGUUGAUCCUGAUGCAAACAGAAGUAAAGAAGGGACAAUGAGCUCAGCAGGAACAACAAUGUCCAGUGAAACUCGAGAAAAUCUUCCUCGGGCACUCUUGAAAAUUUUUCAAGAGAAAAGGGUCCGUAGCAUAAAUUCGAUUGUCAGUGGAUUAAGGGACCUGGCAAUUUCCAGUUCUUCUCGUCCAAGAGAUGAUCCUAAAACUAAAGCACUUGUUAAUGCUGCUAAAAGUGGUGCUGAUGCUCCUUUACCUGAGCUUCAAUCUGUUAUAAGUCAAGUUGCUGUGAAUAUUCAUGGUUUAUAUGUUUUAAAGUCCAUGGGGAAUCCGGCACUAGAUCCAUUGAGAAAUGUUGUGAUUGACCUUUUUCGGGGCAAGGAACCUAAUGCAAAAUUAAAGAAACAGGAAAUUUGCAAAGCAGCAGAGUUUCGUCUCAAAAGGAAUAUUACUGAUUCUGAAUAUAAUCAGGUUGUAAAUGAGCUAUGUGUAUCUAGCAAGGGAGCAUGGGUGCUGAGAAGUGAUGAUUAAACCAAGUUGAUGUGUACAGUAUUUAACUGACCGCCAUAUAGUUUUCUCUUUCUGUUUCACGCUUCUUUAACAGCCUGGGAGAUUGGUAUUACCCGCAACAGUCAAAAUGUUUCUGGCUGAUUCAUUAGUUCCUCUGCUUCUCUCUUGUUUUAGACUUGUAGGUAAUCUCUUGAUUGUAUAAUUUCUUGCUAGUUUCCAGAUUUUCAAUUCACUGGAAACACAAUAUAGUAGAGAGCAAGGACUGACCUUGCAAUUGAUUUCAAGAUUCCGUCAUCUGUGAAAGAUAGUUAUUUUUUCAUAAUAUUCAAUAUUAAUUAUAGGGAUGCAUCGAUUGGAUGGAUACAGGUAAAAUAGUUACACAGAAAUAUAAAUUAGUAAUAGUAAGACCAAUUUAAUUGGCAAAGGGCUUUGGCAACAGCUAUAUAUUUUGGACUGAUUAUUAUUUUGGGAAUUAUUUAUUUAUUCA